Molecule: messenger RNA, 2381 nt
Organism: Salvia hispanica
Lineage: Eukaryota; Viridiplantae; Streptophyta; Magnoliopsida; Lamiales; Lamiaceae
Product: disease resistance RPP13-like protein 4
Source: RefSeq, a predicted model, not a curated record
UCCAACAAAAGAAAAAAAAAAGAGGAUUCGCCACCGGUCCAUCAUGUCGACCGAUGGCAAUCCAAGCACCGAAAACGUCCAACCACCUCGUCAAACUUCCCCCGUGAAAUUGUCAGGGUGGAAGAGAGCACGCAACUUGCUCGGGUUAAAAGGCCGGACUACAAAGCAGCCAACGGAAUCAGAAUCGCAAUCGCCACCUCAGCCUCCAACUCCACCUGACCCCAGCCCACGCCUUCGCGAGUUGAUCCAAGGCGACCUGAGAGAAAUGCGCAAGGAGGCCAAGAAUCUCAACAGUUACAACAAACGCCUCAACGAUGAUCUCAAAACACUCGAAAGUGUUUUUCAAGAUAUCAAGGGGGGUGGGGAUGAAACCCUCAGAAACAAGAGUUUGGAAGAAACCCUAAAAAAGUUCAGAAAUGAACUGAUGAAGGUGAAGCUCACCAUUCCUUCCAACAUCGGAGCACACAAAGGCAAGCAGUUAAAAGAGCAGUUCAUCAAGGAUCGAAUCUCCGGGGAGAAGCCCAAGAAGAUACCCGUGCUGCACAGGAGUCCUCUCUUCGAGAUGAGCAAGGAGUUCAAAGACUUCGAGGACUGCUACUACAAGCUCGGGGAACGCCUCAAGCUAUGCUUGCUUUGUCUGUCCAUUUUCCCGCAGGGUGCCAUCAUCAAGAAGAGGCUGAUGCUGCAAUGGUGGGUCGUUGAGGGCUUCGCCGAGGACGAGGAGGUCGCCGAGGACUACUUGAAAGAAUUGAUGGACAAGGGCUUCCUUAUCGAGGCCGCCCCCGGUGACAACAGCUGCAGGCUCCACCCAUUCCAUCGAUCGGUACUGGUGGAGCUAGCCGAGAGGGCCAGGGUAUUCAACUUCGGCAAAGAAGGCGGUCCGACACAGAGCUUCAAGCAAACCUUCCAAGCGUGCUUGAGCGGGUCGGGGCUGAUCUCGUACGACGAUUUCAAGAAGAAGCACGACGAUUCCAAGAUAAAGAACGAUGACAGGAAGGCGGAUGAACCAAUCAAAGUGGUGAACGACCUAAUCGGAGAGCUGAAAAAUCUCCACCUCCUCAUGAAUGUGGACGAGCACAUCCUUGAAUUCAUAGAUGAGUGGUUUGAGAAGAUGAAGAAUCUCAACAUCUUGUAUCUCGGGAGAUGGAAGGCCAUGAUGGCCCACCACAUCGAGGUGGAGGAUCCCAAGUUCUUCAAGAAGCUCGGGAGCUUGAAGUACGUCAAGUAUUUUAGCCUCCAAGGCGUCUCCAACAUCAUCGAGCUCCACAACUCCAUCCUCGAGCUCACGAACCUCGAGGUGCUCGACCUCAGGGCUUGCGCGAAUCUCGAGAAGAUCCCGGAGAGGAUCGAGAAGCUAAAGAAGCUGAAGCAGUUGGACAUGUCUGAAUGCUACUUGCUAGCCAAAAUGCCGAAAGGCCUGUCGUCCCUCAAAUACCUCAAAGUGCUCAAGGGCUUCUUCGUCACCGAAGACAAAAAAGGAGACGACAACAAAGGCUGCAAGAUUGGAGAUUUGCAUGAACUGAAGUGUCUCGAAAAGCUUUGCAUCUACACAGACUGGAAGCGUUUCCCCAUGGAUAAGCAUGUCGCGGAGAUGGAGAAGCUGGAGCCUCUCAAGAAGCUGACCAUCACUUGGGGAGUUGGUACCAACACCGGCGGGGAUGAUAAUCCUGGAGAAGAGGGAGAAAAGGAGGGUAAGGCCAAGCUUCCGCCGAAACUGGAGAAGCUGGACCUCAAGUGCUUCCCGAGGAAAGAGACGCCGAAUUGGCUGAUGGUGAAGAAUUUGAAGAAUCUGAAGAGUCUGUACAUAAGAGGGGGGAAGUUUCGUGAUCUCGGGCAGUAUCAACGCUUCGAUGAUGGUGGUGUGACGGAAGAGUGGGAGGUGGAGAGGCUGCGGCUCAAGUAUUUGGGGGAGAUAGAGAUGGAAUGGAGGCAGCUUCAAGAAUUGUUUCCAAAGUUGGAGUAUUUGGAGAAGGUGAGAUGCCCAAGUCUUACCUUGUUCCCUUGUGAUGCAAAGGGGGUGUGGAACAGGAGAGAUGAUACGGGACCACCGGCCCAAGAGCCAGAGAAAAAGGACACGAGCAACGGCCAAGCUGAGCCUGCGAAGGGAGAGGCGGCUGCAGGACCCGAGCCUAAAGAAGAUGGGCAGAAGUCGCAGCGUCCUUGUUGCCCCGUCUGUUGUUAGGAGAGUUUGUUUUAUGCAAUUAACGGAAUAAAGAGUCGAGCGUGAUUAUAAAAGCUCUGUUUCGGGUUUUCUUUGUUGGUUCUUUCCCGGAAUGCAAAAGAGAAGCGAACCAGCCCUAGGGUUUAAGUAUUACUACUAUAAAUAAGAGAUGAUGUAUUCAAAUUCAUGAUCAAUAAAUUACAAUGAUCCUUUUAGUUUA